Molecule: messenger RNA, 2829 nt
Organism: Ochotona princeps (American pika)
Lineage: Eukaryota; Metazoa; Chordata; Mammalia; Lagomorpha; Ochotonidae
Gene: CPM
Product: carboxypeptidase M
Exons: 8
Coding region: 104-1459 (451 amino acids)
Biological process (GO): proteolysis
Cellular component (GO): cell surface
Molecular function (GO): metallocarboxypeptidase activity; zinc ion binding
Source: RefSeq, a predicted model, not a curated record
CCAGCAACUUUGACCUCCUGAGCCACAGGCAGCGCUGGUGCCAGGAGGCGCUAAGCACGCAGCCAAGUCGUGCUAGCUGUGCCUUGCCUGUUCCCGCUUCAGGAUGACUUUUGUUCGUUUGCAGAGCAUGGACCUGGCGUGCCUCUGGCUGGGGCUGUUGCUGCCGGUGGUGGCUGCUCUGGACUACACCUACCACCACCAGGAAGCGAUGGAAGCAUUUCUGAAGCGUGUUGCCCAAAACUACAGUUCCAUCACUCACUUGCACAGUAUCGGGAAAUCCGUGAGAGGUAGAAAUCUGUGGGUUCUUGUCGUGGGCCGUUUCCCCAAGGAGCACAAAAUUGGAAUUCCAGACUUCAAAUAUGUGGCCAACAUGCAUGGAGACGAGACUGUGGGGCGGGAGCUGCUGCUCCAUCUGAUUGACUAUCUCGUCACCAACCACGGGAAGGACCCUGAAAUCACCAACCUCAUCAACAACACCCGGAUACACAUCAUGCCUUCUAUGAACCCAGAUGGAUUUGAAGCUGUCAAGAAUCCCGACUGCUAUUACAGCAACGGAAGGGAAAACUAUAACCAGUAUGACCUAAACAGAAAUUUCCCCGAUGCUUUUGAAUACAAUAACGUGACCAGGCAGCCCGAAACCUUGGCUGUCAUGAAGUGGCUGAAAACGGAGACAUUUGUCCUCUCAGCGAACCUCCAUGGUGGUGCCCUUGUGGCCAGUUACCCGUUUGAUAACGGCGUUCAAGCAACUGGAGCAUUGCUCUCCCGAAGCUUAACACCUGAUGAUGAUGUUUUUCAAUAUCUUGCAAAUACUUAUGCCUCAAUGAACCCUAACAUGAAGAAAGGAGACCAGUGUGAGAACAAAGUGAACUUUCCUAAUGGAGUCACCAAUGGAUAUUUUUGGUAUCCACUCCAAGGCGGAAUGCAAGAUUACAACUAUGUCUGGGCCCAGUGCUUUGAAAUCACGCUGGAGCUGUCAUGCUGUAAAUACCCUGCUGAGGACAGACUGCCCUUCUUCUGGAAUGACAACAAAGCCUCCUUGAUUGAGUACAUGAAGCAGGUGCACCUAGGUAUAAAAGGUCAAGUUUUUGAUUAUGAUGGAAAUCCAUUACCCAAUGUAAUUGUAGAAGUCCAAGAUCGAAAACAUGUCUGCCCAUAUAGAACCAACAAAUUUGGAGAAUAUUAUCUACUUCUCUUGCCUGGGUCUUAUACAAUAAACGUUACAGUCCCUGGGCAUGAGCCACACCUCACAAAGGUGGUUAUUCCAGAGAAAACCCGUAACUUCAGUGCACUUAAGAAGGAUUUUCAACUUCCAUUCCGAGGGCAACUGGAUUCCAUCCAAGCAGCAAAUCCUUCAUGCCCAAUGAUUCCUCUUUACAAAAAUUUGCCAAGCCACUCAGCUGCAACAAAGCCUAGUUUGUUCCUCUUUUUAGUGACUCUUGUGCACAUAUUUUUCAAAUAAAGUAAAAUGUGAAACUCAAUCCCCAUCACCACCUGGAAUCAGGGAUCACCCACUCCAGGUUACUGCAACUCUAACUCCCUCUAGUGGGACCUCAACUGGAUCAACUCCAGUCUUCCCAAAAAAGAGAAGUGGAUAUUUCCAAAUCAUGCAAUAAGCAAUAUAUAUUAAUAAUGAAGGGAAUGACUCAGUCUCAAUAAUGAAUGAACGAUGCCAGCCUAUCAAGUAUUGCUUAUUGAUCUUUAACUUCUACAAAUUUCUAAGACUCAAAUUUGAGACACAAAAAUAACAUUCCUGCAAUGGAAAAGACAACUAAAGGAGCCAAAUUUGCAAACAAAGAGAAUAUAAGCAACAAAAAUAAACAUUGAUCAGUUACCUAUCAAAUGCAAAACCUUGCCAUGAGUGCCAUAUACGAAUGUCAUUGGUUCUCAGCCAAGGGAGAAAUGAUCAUAGGAUUGGGAAUAUCUAGUUUUACAAAUGUUCUAAGAAACAGUGUGAGAAAACAGAGAACCAUGUGUCCAAGGCCCGGGAAAAGGUGUCUGCAAUGGGAUGACAAGUCUGCACAGAGUCUCCAAGCAACAGGUCAGUUAAGUAGCACUUUACCCACCAGAGCUAGAGUCCUCACCUUCCUGAAUCUGGACAUGGCAGUUAGGAUGAUGACCCCGAACAUCCAGCUCAGCCCUAAGCUUCAGACUCACAUCCAACUGCCCACUGGACAUAACCGCCUGGAAAUAACCCAUAGGUGCCUCACAUUCAUCAUGCCGAACACUUAGCAUGAUCUUUGCCUCUACAACUUCUCUUCCUGCUAUACAAGAAAGUUCACUGAAACAAUUUUUGGUGCCAAAAAAAAAUCUAUGUAUAGUGUCAGCAUGCUAGGUGUUUUCCCUGAGCUGCUUUAAGAUCCUUUCUGUUCUCCAUCUCCGUUACUGGUACCACUGCACUGGAAAUCUUGGAGGAGUCUGCAAAGCAACUGUUUUCUUCCCCUAUAGUCCAUCAAUCAGUAAAGACUGGUAUGAAUUAGAAAUAUUAACUCUACCUUCUGUUGCAAAAUGUAGGCCUCUCAUCUCACCUGUACCACCGCAAUAGCUGUAUUGGUCUCAUGGUCCUAGCUUUCUCGAGCCCAUCCUCCACAGCACCGGGAAAGAGGGCUGCAGAGAACAACAGUCAACUGCUCACAGUCCCUGAAUGCACCACAUGUUACUUGGUCCCUGGCGCUGCAAGGCCAUCCUGCUCACUGCAUUUUAUUCUCCCUUCUUCCACUAACACUUGGAGGUUUCAAUCCUAUUAGUAAGCUUUUGUGAACAGUCCUCCCAGCCAGGCAUGCUGGAAUAGGGCCGUUCCUUUUUGGCCCGACAAAUAAACUGGUUAUGUUA